This is a messenger RNA of Poeciliopsis prolifica (blackstripe livebearer), 3321 nucleotides long. RefSeq lists its product as uncharacterized. The coding region runs from base 167 to 1702 and encodes 511 amino acids. Gene Ontology annotation, molecular function: proton-transporting ATP synthase activity, rotational mechanism. Gene Ontology annotation, biological process: proton motive force-driven mitochondrial ATP synthesis. The transcript is spliced from 5 exons. The record is from RefSeq and is a predicted model, not a curated record. Lineage: Eukaryota; Metazoa; Chordata; Actinopteri; Cyprinodontiformes; Poeciliidae.
CGUGUUGUGAAGUCAGAACUUUAAAAACACAACUCGCGUUUAAGUGUUUAAACGUUGCAUUGGCGCUGGUUAAUGCUAUGACAGAUAGUACUUUACAACAACAAGUGGCUCCGCUGAAACUGACCGUCUCUUCAUUUUGGGAGCAUACUGUAUAAAACCGCGUAAAAUGAGUUCUGAAGUCUGUCCAUUCUGUGGAAAAACUUACAAAAGGUUGAAGAGUCACCUUCCACACUGCAAGGCAGCAGCGAGCUCUAAAGCACCUUUAGUCACACAGGAUGUUGCAGCCACUCAGAAACCUGCUUCCCAUCCGGCUGCAGUGGUUUUCGAAAAAACCUCAAAGGAAAAGAAGAGCAAGCAAAUGUCCUCCGUGGCAACGUAUCUAACGUCAGAGAGGAGCAAAAAAGGUUCAGCGGCAUCAUCAGAACCAAUGCACCCAGCAGCACCAGAUGGCUCAUCUUCACCAUCAAGUAUUGCAUCAAACUCAUCAACCUCGAAGAAGACGAAGAAAAAACAGUCCCUGGGUGAUGAACUCGUUACAACAGCCCCAUCCACCUCCUCACCUUCUCCACUGUCCUCUACUUUGUCCAAGCCAAAGAAGAGUCUCCGUGCUUUGAUAGAAGCAGCAAAAUCUGAACAUAUUGCAAAGGAAACUUUCAAGGGAACCACAUCAGCCUCAAAAGAUUUAAGUUUGAGUAGAACCAGCAACCAAACAAAGACCAAAGCAGUUCCAGACUCAUUUAAAGACACCAGUGUUGCUUCUGUGCUUGCAGAAACUAAAGUUAACAAAGAACCAAAAGUGAAGGAUGUUCUUUUGACAACCAAAUAUACCUCUGACUUCCUGGACUCUAAUGCGGAUAAAAAUAAUAUCAAGCACCCUGAUUGGGGGAUUGAGGGGUCUGUGGAGCCAGGAAGUGGUCACCAGAUGAGACGUACCCUGCAAGAUGUUAAAGCCACACUAGGCAGAGCCGCCAGCCACCCGCUGAGCAGCCGGCCGACCAUCCUGAGCCGCAUCGCAGCAGCUGACAGCCUGAACAGCGAAAUCAGGCUGGACACUGAUCUGGGUCUGAUCCCGCUCUCAGCGGCGAACCAAAAACACCCCGUAAACUAUUUGGCAACACCCACAACUCAGUCAGAUAAGCAGCUCUGCAAUAGAAAACAACCGAAAGAGCUACAACUGUUUCAGAAAAACUCUAAACCAACUCAACAGGAUACUGAUCAUCAGCUGGAGCCAGCAUGUGCAAAAGUACAACCUGGUACAAGUUCCUCCCUCAUCAAUGAGAGCCUGAAGGUGGAUCCUCACAGAGGACGACUCUCAGCAUUUGCAUCCCCCCACCUGCUCUGCAGCCACCAUCUCCAUCCUGCUGACACACAGAGUUUGCCUGGGAUGGCUGAAGAUUUCCAGCUCCUCACCAGGAAGAAAAUUGUUGCUAAAAAGCCAACUGAAGGAUUGCUGACACAGCGAAGUUUGGACCAGGUGAGACUGAGGGAGCUGCCUGCUUGGCUGGCCAGCAGAACACCCGGUCGGCCCAGAGAUGUUGUAGAAAUGGUGGAGAGAGGCUGGUUGUGGUAUUACAGACGGUACAUCGAUGUAAAGAAAGGCAGCAUCGGUGGACUGAGCAUGCUGCUGGCAGGAUACUGUGUGCUCAGCUACAUCUGGAGUUACCCCCAUAUCAAGUUAAGUCGUUGGAGGAAGUAUCAUUAACGCGAAAGGAAGGAUUUAAGACAAUCGUGACUGUAGGGAAAAAGCAGGGAGUAUACACUUGAGUCUCUCCAACUAUGAAUUUGACAGGAUUUAUAUUUAACUUGUGACUGACGUAGGAAGAUGUUAUUCAUUUCAACUACACAUGCGUUUGCUUUUAGUUGAACAGACUCCUAUUGAUCAGGCAACAUAAGGCAGCUGCGUGUGAAUGUAGCUUAAAUAAAGUGUGGAGUGCAAGGAAAUCCAAUAUGUUUGCCAUUUGUACUUUCUGACUGAAGGCAAUGAAGUUUGUUUUUGCAUUUUUUUUAAUAUAUGUUUUUAUUAAUAUUUUAUUUAACUGAGAAAGUUUGUUGAGAACAACUUUAAAACGAUGAGCUGGCGUGGCCUAGAGUCAACAGUGAAGGGAAUCUGUACAAAAACUCAUUAAACAGUCUUAGAAAACAAUCUUUUUCAAACAAUAUAUAUGUAAUAAAUCCAAGGAAAAUUUCUAACGCAAUUUUAAUUUAUAAAUAUAAUUUUCUUAGUCAUUUUGAUGUGAUUUCAGAAACAGCUCACUUUUUGAGAUAACAGGGUGAAUUAGCUCUUGUCAUAUUGAGUUUCAUCCAAUCAUUUUGAAGACAGAGAAGCGUUUGAAGCAAGUGUCGCAUUUGAAAGAAAUACAUUAAUAACUUAUCUAAAUUGUGCAAACUUUAUCAUGUGAAGUAAUUAUGUAAUUUUACCAUUAUGGAAAAACACAAGAAUGAUGUAUCAGGUUUUUUUUUAAAUGACUGUAAACCAAGAAAAUAAUUUUGAAAUCUUUCUUUCCAAAAUACUUCCUUGUGUUAAGAAAUCAAGUUUAAGAUCUUGUUAUCUUUAUACUAAAAUAAGAAAAAUAUAAGCAUAACGUGAAGGCUAUCAAAGCAACCUGUGUUUCCAUUACAUUUCAGCAAAAGGGAGAACAAAUCAAGGAGUAUGCAAACUUUCCAGGACUUCUGUACUUACAAAAUUAGCAUGUGACAAAACUAGCUACAGUUUUGCCACAGUUGAGUUCUUGAAAUUUUGUGGGACUUUUUAUGCUCACAAUCCACCAAUGUUAACUUCUCCACUAUGGUACUUGUAUAGAUAUGGCUUCAACAUCACAAGAUAUUUUAAAACUCUGAAAGUUUUAAGCAGUAAAUAUGUAGAAAAACUGAAAUAUGAAUUUCUUUUUUCUAUUUUUAUUUUUUUUUAAGUGUGACUGUUGUAAAUAUUAUCUGGCCACAUGUCGAUAAGAAAAGCGUAUUUAUAUUUAUAAGUAUUUAUUUUCGGCAAUUGUGCCUGCUCUCCACCAGAUGUCACUGUUGAGUUGUUACUAAAACCAAAAAGCGUAAGUGUCCUGAGGCAAGGUUUUCCCCUCACUCUUUUGUGCAAAUGCAUGAUCAGAUUAAAUGCAACUAACAGAUUUUGACUCAAUAAAGACUAACAUGUACCCUAAACAUCCUGACCUAGUAGUACAUGAACAGAUUCUACUUAAAUCUCAAAUACGUUUUCUUGCUCGUAACGCUUCCCUUGCCACAUGGCGUGAUUAUGCAUGCUCAGUCCAUCAGUACCAGCCUGCAAACUCUCACAGAAUAGCAAUGGCGGGGGGGAAACAGAAGAGGCUU